UCGCUUUGCCGUCUGCGGUCCGGUCUGUCAUUUUUGAUUAAAGUUAUUUUACAAAUAAAUCUAAAUUUCUAAUUCGAUAUCGGUCGCUUAAUCCUAUUUAUGUUAGGUGUUGUUAGUAGAUAGCCGGAGUUUCUUUUACUUCCAAAUUACUAUUAAGAAAAUAAACAAUGUCUGGUGAAUCUGGAGUAACAAUCACACCUGAUGAAGACCCCACCUUGUCUUUUGAGACUGAGACAUCUGGAGAUGUUGAGGAGGAGGCAAUCAAGUCCUCAUACAAGCCUCCGCCAGAGAAGACCAUCGAGGAGAUUCUAGCAGCCGACCAGGAGGAUGAGUCUCUCAGAAAGUAUAAGGAGGCUUUGCUGGGACAGGCGCAAGCGGGUGCUGUUAUUAUUGAUGCCAACGAUCCACGUAAGGUGAUUGUGAAGAAGCUAGCCCUGUGCGUCCCCAACAGAGAUGACCUUGAGCUUGACCUCACAGGUGACCUUUCGGAAUUGAAGAAACAGGUGUUCGUGAUAAGGGAGGGCGUCCAAUAUCGCAUUCGGAUUGACUUCGUGGUGCAACGCGAGAUCGUGCACGGCCUCAAGUAUGUGCAGAAGACCUACCGCAUGGGAGUGCCGGUUGAUAAAAUGACCCACAUGGUUGGUUCGUACCCGCCCAAGACGGAGAUCCAGUCGUACACAACCCCCCCUGAAGAUGCACCCUCAGGCAUGCUGGCGAGGGGGUCGUACAGCGUCAACAGUGUGUUUACGGACGACGACAAAAACAUACACCUGGAGUGGGAGUGGUGUUUCGACAUUAAGAAGGAUUGGAACUAGACGCUUGGCUUCAUUUAGACACUGGAUUGGACCCUGUCACUUCUAUGCACUUUACCUUCCCUGGUAUGUGUUUUUGGGUGAGCAAAUGUUUUUUGUAAUAAAUUUCUUUCAAAACUUUUAUUUUGUAAAUAAACUGUAACAAUAUUUCGAUACCAGUGACAGAAAAGGAGACGGCAAAAUUUUUUGAUUAUAAAAUAAUUCCGCUCAGCUUAAUUGAAUGAUAGCGUAUGUGCCAUAGAGUUACAUUGCUCAAGAAUUGUCCUGAUGUUACGCACAUUUUAUUUAUGACGUGUCCAAUCCAGUUGUAAGUGUAUGCUGAUGAGACAACGUUUUCUGCAGGAAUAGUCUUGAGUAUAGCAGAACCAUGAUAAAAAGCUAUGUGGCAUGGUUCUAAACUAUCUUUGUUCUUUUGUGUGUAUUCGUUUAUCUAAAUCUUUGUCAGCAUUUUUAUUUAUGUCUUAUUCAUUUACUUUUAUAUUCAAAUGCAAUAAUAAAAAUAAAAAAAAACUCAUUCUAUGUAAAAUUAAGUACAAUAAAUUUCUUAUUAUAAUUAUUUUCUUUUCGACAUCCUAAUUGAAUUCUGACAUUUCAAAGUUGUGGUAACACCACGAAGUACUUUCCCUUCUAUAUAUUUUUUAUUUUAUAAAAACAGCUGAUAUUUUUUGUAAAAUUUUAACUUCUGUUAAUAAUAAUAUAGGCAGAAGCAAAAUUUGUGAGAAAAGAUGAUGUUGCUAUCUCAGCAUACCCUUUAUCAAGUGUCAAUACCGUUGGCUGACUGGUAGAUUCGACAUUGCAAUAUCGCCUUAAUGCCAAAGCAGUAAGGUACAUUUGUAUCCAUCACAAUAUGUCGAUUAUAACAUAUAACGAUGUCUAUUUAAAAAUUACGUUUGACGAGAUUCUGAAUGUUAAUUUGACGGUGGGUACACACUUUUCCAGUAUCUGGAACAAUCCAUCAAUAAAAUUACGGCGUGAUGUAUUUAAGCAUGAUAAAAGCAUGCUAUUUAUUAAAAGUGAUACACGUGUAUUUUUCGGUAACUAUGGCAUGUCUAAAACUAUUGAACUCUACGGUAAUCAUAACUAAGAGCUGCACUAGGCAAAGGGGCUAGAACUCAGAGCCGUAACAAAAAAAAGCUGUAUUCUUAUAAUCCUCGAUUGCCCAUUUUUAAAUAAAAUGAAAAAAAAUAGAUACAGUUACUAUAUUGUUAAAAUAAUGAUAAUAAUAAAAGUGAUUGACAAUUUUUUUGACUCUCUAAUUUUUGAUACUACAUACAUAGAAUGUAAAUAGUCACUUUUCUACUCAAAUCCAAUAUUUUUAUACAGUUCAUAUUGUUCCAUUGUCUGUGACAUGGAAUUAGGAAUAAGGGUGGCUAUCUUAAUCAGAAAAUACUCAUUUAAAAAAACAUUACAAAAUUCAAGAAUGAGCCAACCAAAUCGUGUUACAUUUUAAAUCCUACUAAAAUUAAGUUUAAUUAAAAGUUUUUUAAACAUUGUGUAUCAACUAGAACUAAUGAUUUUUUUUUUGGAAUUGUGACUUAUUCUAAACUUGUUGUAAUAUAUAAUUAUAUAACAAUUAAGUAGGUUCUCCAUAGAAAGACACCUGAAAUACAUUCUAAAAACUGCAUUUGCUAUGUCGAUUUAAAUGCAUAUAAUUAAUGUUCCUUAUUUUCAAACGCCUAGGAAAUAAGAAAACUUCAAAAGGAUAAGGAUUUUAUUAGUAUAGCUCAUUUAAAGAGUAUUAAUUAAUAUCAAUUUGUAAGCUGUUGAAUAAUGGAAUUGAUAAAUUUUUAUUGAAUUUUAGAAGUUUAAUACGAUAUUAAAAUCUACGUCGAUUAUAUUCUAAAAUAAAAGUGAUUGUAGCAUGUUCAAUAGUAAAACUAUGUCUAAAGUAAUAUGUUACAUUUAAAUGACUUGAUACAUUUUGUACGUAACAUUUAAAUAACUCGAUUUGUUUAAAUAAAUGUUACAUUUAAAUAUCAGGAUGUAUUUAAAUGAGUAUAUCACAUUUAAAUAAAUAUGUUAUGUUAUUUAAACAAACAAAUUACAUAUUAAGAACUCCGAGGUAUUUAAAUGAAUAUGUUACAUUUAAACAACUUUAUACAACAUGUAUAAUGUAUAUGUUCUAGAAACAUGUAUAUGUUCUAGAAACGUGUAUAUGUUCUAGAAACGUGUAUAUGAUCUAGAAACGUGUAUAUAUUCUAGAAACAUAUGUAUGUUCUAGAAACAUGUAUAAGUAUUUGUUCUAGAAACAUAUGUAUGUUCUAGAACCUUGUAUAUGUUCUUGAUUUUAGUCAGCCAUAUUUGUAGUCAGCACUGUUACCGGUUUCCACCGGCAAUUCCUGUAUAGAGCAUUUCAAGCCAAGCUAAUUGAGCUUAUGUGUGUGCGUAUUGAAUUCUAAAUCUAUUUUAUAUAGUUCAUAAGUACCCUCAUUUACACUUAAAAAAUACAAUAAAAGUACUACAGUUGCCUCACGUUUGUUGAAAAAGUGUUUAAAACAAUGAUUUUUAACAAAAAAGAGUAAAUACUGCUUGAGUGGUGUGAUAUAGUUGGGAAAGUAUCUUUAAAGCCGCGUGACUGGAUAAAACUUAUGAAUAAAAACCGCAUAUGAAUUUGCCUUGGCAGUUUUUCCGACAAUAUCACAUUUAAAUUCUCAAAGUUAAAAUAAUUUUAUUUCGGAUUUCGGAAUUUAGAGCGCCAGAUCAAGCCGUAUAUUCCGCAUUUUCAGCUUUCGUGAAGGAAACUGCAUUUAGUCCAAUAAUUUUAGACAUUUUAAACUCCUAUCUGGGGAAAAGUCCUGCUGAGCUGUAUACACCUUUACUACGGUGUUAUUAUGAAGAUGUGAAUAAGUUACAAACAUCAAAAGUCAGUUUUUCACAAAUAUUUGACGACCUGUUGCUUGUAGGUCAAUAGAGGUCAUUAUAAAAAAUGUUCCUCAUAAAAUUGUCUACACUGUCUUUUGAAGUUUUUCUGUAAAAUUAAAGGUUUUCGGAAUAAAGCGCUGAGAAAGCUAUUUUUCCCCAGAUAAAGCCUAAUAUUACUGGACUGAUUACUUUUCGUCGACUGUCUGUCGUUUUUCGUAAUAAUCAAGUAAGAGACAAAUAUCGUCGUCGUGUCUGUAUAAUGGAGUAUAUUUUUAAUACCUAGCUUCUAAUGUAAAUUAACCCAGUUAUCUACGCGCGUGUGGCAAUAAUGUUAUAAAAGUAUUACUUGUAGUUUAAAAUAGACCUUAAGAGUUUUCACAUAAAGUACAUUUUUAAUCGCGCCCGUCGCGGGCGUUUAUCGCAUUUCGGAAUUGUGAAGGUUGAAUUUCGAUCAUAGAAGAUAUUGUUCACAAUUAAUAAGUAUAAAACAAUCAGUAUGUCCAUAUAGACUUGUUACUGAGAGCUUAUGUGGAUUACUGUUUUUCAAUUGUACUACUAUGAUCAUUUUUCAGAUUAGUAUUUUAUUAUGAGAUUUGUGCGCUUACAAUUGGAACACCAAAGUAAACCUUACAUUCCUGGAUUUAAAGUCUAGAUUACAAAACAACUUUUUGCUUCAAUAAAGUGACAAAAUGCUCUAGUUUUGUAUGGAGGGAGGAUCUUUAAUUCUAGGGUCACGCAAGCAGCUCUGACAGUGGAAUUCAUAGACGUCGGGGGUCGCCCCCAGGGGAUCGUUCAUCCGCUGAGUGUCGAGUUUAAACUCUAUGCGUGUGAGAAUUUGACAUUCAGCGGGCGAAUGGUCCCCUGGGGGUACCCCUGCAACGUCUAUGAUUUCCAUUGUUAAUUAUCUUUAACAUAAAUAAUAACCUUUAAAACCUUAAAAAUACAUGACCACCAAUUUUUUUAAUGAAUAAAGUAAUAUAUAUAUUUGCGACGGCUGGCAACAUUAAGUAACAAAGGCGUGAAUUUCUGUCAUGGCAACAUUCUCGUUACCCUGACAGACUAUCCCAGUAAUAUGCGCUCUUUUAAGGCAAAUUAAGGUUUAAUUUUGUUUCGUGUUUGAAAUGAUAUUUUGACAAUAUGCAUGCCAUUGAUAGCUUACACCGAACGUGGGGUUAUCAAAGUUAUAUCGCAAACUAUGGGUCUUAAAAGAAUUUGGACUCUAAACCAUGGAAUAUAAGAUGUAUUUUACUUUGAUUGUGUGUUUAAGCGAUCAAAUCUCGUAAAAUGAUACUGAAGGCUUGUCGUGUAUAAAUGAGGUGCUUCAGUGGUGCCACUGGUGCUCUUCGUUUUAGGUAUUGCGUAAAUUUAGUGGGUAGCAAGAAAAUAAAAUACAAUAUUGCAAUAUUCAAAUACCGAGAAGUGAUAAAAUACAAUAAAACCGAUAAUAAGAGAUGUGAAAAUAUGUAAAUUGUAAGUUACAUGAAAAUCAAACUAUGUUUUCCACUUAGAUUUGUAUUUUUACAUUGUAUCAGUAAAAAUGUUGAAUGAUAUUUUUAAAUUCACUUGUGUAUAAAAUUUCUUACAAUAUAUUUCAUACAAUAGUGGAAACAUUAUUGAGCAGAUUUUUACAAUGCUUGUCGGUCUGUUAAUAUUUAAAUAUAUUAUAUUAGUAAAAUAUGAAACAGUUGCUUAUUAGAGGUUAUUAAAACUCGGAACGCAUUUAUAAUAGAGACACGACUAAUUUAGGCACAGUUAGUAAGCACGCAAGUUAGGCGCCGUUUCAUACUUUACUUUAUCUAAUUUCAUAACAAUAAAACAUGAGUAAAGAAAACAAUUUACUAAUUAUUAUGUACCUUCACAUAAAUAUUUUAAAAAGUAACUUUAUUUAAGACGACAGUUUUUAUUCCAAAUUGUGAACUAUAAAGUUGUAUUUAGUGUAAUUCAUAAGAGCCAGCGGGAAAAAUAGCUUACCUAUGCUUCAGGUCACUCAGACUUUCUGAUUUUACACUGCGAAUAAGCAGAAGUACCUAUUUAUUUAGAAGCCACGUAACAAUGUUUCAAUAGUAGCAUCAUAACUUGACUAACCGAUCGGCGAUCAUUGUGAAUUUCUGAACAGUAAAAAAGUCAAAAUGACAGUUAAAAUAAAUAAAUAGCGCAAAACCAGUAAGCGCGAGUAUAGUAUAAGUUAAGGCUUCCCUUUUAUAAUAUACAUAUUUUUAGUGUAGACAUCUAUUUUUAGCUUUUUUCAUUGAGUACACUUCUGACAUCACACGAAAGACCACAGGUAAGCGAUUUGUCAUGGGCUAAUGUAUUACGGAACUUGUAAAGGGAGUGUUAAUGUCACAAAGAAUCUUGGGGUCACAAAGUCAGGGUCCCGCGGUGCACCGUGGAUUGCUCGUCUCCUGUAAUAUUCGUAUCUUAACUACGGGAGUAAGUUGAUUUUGAUUAUAAAAUGCUAUAUUAUUACUGAUUCAAACCCAGGGUUCUAACUUUACUACUAAUACUUUGUUUUUUUAAAAUAAUCAUCUAUUUUAGUUUUCAUAACGCCAUCGCUUGUGAAAUAAUCCAUUUGUUUAUUAUGUUUGGACGAAUUAGUGAGUACAAUAGCAGUGUGGGCCAUCUUCCAAGAACAGGGGAACAUUGCUUUCCCGGUAAUGUUCUACAUUUCGGGGCUAAGACCUCAUUAGGGUCAAGGUCAAUAUUUGCGAGGUUGUUUCUGGGUCUCUAGCCACGUUACAUAUCGAUCAUCUCUCUAUAAUAAACAUUAACUCUUCAAAAAUUGAAAAAAUUAAGAGAAUUGAUAGGUGACCACGUGACCUAUCGGUAAAGAAUGUCAUACAUUACACAUUUUUUGUCUUCGCAGCUUUAGUGUUUGUAGAUUUGAUAUGUAACAGACCACGCAACUUUUGAUAGAUGUUUUUACGAGUAUAAUAUAUUAAAAAUACUAGCAAUUCGUAGUUUCGUAAUACAGAGGCUUAUAGUGCUUAUGCAUUAUUGUGAUCUGAACCCGAAGAUAUUCAGCUUAGUGCCAGAAAUGGUGUGUUUAUGUGAUUCGGAUUAGACUAGUGCAGAGGUACUGAUCGGUGCUUGAUGUGUCACAAUUUUGUAACUUGCAAUGGUGUUAUAAUGUAAAAGGAGGGUAGUACACCUUAAUGUAAAUUUGGUAUAGGCCAUGAUUUAUGGAUUUAAGUAAAUGGAAGAUUUGCGUUUGAACUUUUUUUUUUACUAAAUGAAUUUCAUUCAUUAUAAAAUAAGUGAAUAGUAAAUAUCGUGUAAAAAAUAUCAAUGCAACAUUAAGUUUUUAGCAUAUUACAAGAUGGCGUCGCUCUAGCAAAUGACAGCAAAUGACAAUAAAUCUGCCAUAAUUUUGACUGAAAUCUUUACUUUUAGGAAUUAUAAUUUAUCUCUCUUUUUAUAUUAUAAUACCAGUAUUAUGGAGUGUACAAAAAUUACAAUGUAGGUAUAUUUCUCUGUGUAAUUAAGAACUCUUUUCGGUUUAAUUAGUGAAAAUAACAGAAAAUAUAUAAUUAUAAAAUAUUAUACCUAGUUAAUUUGAUUAUUUACAAAUUGAAAUUAGCAAUGUUUAAUGCUCCUAACCUAUUAUAAUUGUGUAGUAGGUUUUUAGUAAUAAUAUUUUCUAGUGCUAUUAGGUAUUUUAUAUUGAUUUUAUUUGUUACUGCUGUAAUUGAUUUAUUUUUUAUUUCAAUAGAUGUGUAAAGUUGUAUGCAAUGUAAUAGUUUGGCCAAAAAUAAAGCUUAUUUAUUCAGA
Molecule: messenger RNA, 7442 nt
Organism: Bicyclus anynana (squinting bush brown)
Lineage: Eukaryota; Metazoa; Arthropoda; Insecta; Lepidoptera; Nymphalidae
Gene: RhoGDI
Product: rho GDP-dissociation inhibitor 1
Exons: 5
Coding region: 168-815 (215 amino acids)
Biological process (GO): Rho protein signal transduction
Cellular component (GO): membrane; cytoplasm; cytosol
Molecular function (GO): protein binding; Rho GDP-dissociation inhibitor activity
Source: RefSeq, a predicted model, not a curated record